Messenger RNA from Hyalella azteca, 2678 nucleotides. RefSeq names its product bone morphogenetic protein 10. Gene Ontology annotation, molecular function: growth factor activity; cytokine activity. Bases 787 to 2271 code for a protein of 494 amino acids. The transcript is spliced from 6 exons. The record is from RefSeq and is a predicted model, not a curated record. NCBI's taxonomy places the organism in Eukaryota, Metazoa, Arthropoda, Malacostraca, Amphipoda, Hyalellidae. Gene Ontology annotation, cellular component: extracellular region. Gene Ontology annotation, biological process: SMAD protein signal transduction; BMP signaling pathway.
GCAAGCUACUGAUAAGAGCGUUGCUGAUCUCUUCAUAAGAUCACCGUCCAGCAAACUAAAUAAUUUAGCUCCAUCCACGCGGCGUUGUGAACGAGUCAGUGUGUGGCCGAGCGUUCCACCAGUCGUGUGUCUGUUCCCUGGCUACCCGGUCCUGAGAAAUAAAGAUUGCGUCUGUCGUGAGAUUGACCAGCGAAAAUAAAAAUUAUUGUGCGCAAGUCUAAGCUUCUGCCAGCAUUGUAAACAUCAUGAAAAUUUUUGUACUAAAAGUUUCGCUUGUAGGAUAGUUUUUCUUUGGUAUAGUUACGAAAAGCCUCUUAAUUGCUGAGACACUAUACAACUAGAUAAAAUCAUCCGUCAGAUUUUUUAAACAUUUCAAAAUAAGGUUUAUUGUUAAUAAAAAAUGAUAAUAGCAGUUUACGUGUUCAUUGAUUGUCAAUAAGAAAAAAGAACUAUUCUCUGACGGGCUUGGUGCAAUUAUUACUGUUAAAACGAAGCCUUGUGACUGUUGGUUGUGAACGUGCGAUUACGUCGACAAUGCAAGACAUGUGUCUGAUUCCAUAGACGACGCUUGAAUGAAUGAUCCGAGUCUCCUUCAAAUAACUGAUGAUUUGGCUCAUUUACGGCGCAAGUUUCUUCUCAUUACCUUGACUUUGGUUUUAAUUUAUACGAAUGGAAAAAAUCCCAGAAUUUGGCAGUGUGUUAAGAUUUGAGGCAGAGAGUUUUUAGAGGCAUAAUUAUGAGACCCCAAGAAAGCCGGGGUUUGAGACGAUGCAGUGACCGCCUCCCAUGGUUCUUCAGAGAACGAGAUCUGGGGCGUUUGGGUGCCGGAGGAAGAUAUUAGUGACGUUUAGGUUGUUGGUUAUUGUUGUCCUAGCGACAAUGUGCGACCGAGGUGGCUGUGCGAUGAAAACAGGCUCAGAUCAGUAUGGAACAUUAGAGAAGUCGACCCAAGUCAUUUCUACAUCUUUGACGAAGCAUGACUGGCAACGGAGACAGUAUGUCAACAAGGGGCAUCUAGCUUCGCAGUCCACGUUUCCGCAAACAAGACAUAGCUUUCAUACUGGAUCAAAUUCAGGAAGUCACCUGAACGUCACAGAUUCACAUCCGUUAUCAGAUGAAUCUAUACUAGACCCCACAAACACACGAACUGAGAGCUUACUUCAAAGCACAACUUCGGGGUUACGAUUGACGAACAUUUCAAGAUCGUGGUCGCACCCUCAGGAUAAAGUACCUCGAGUUAUGAUGGAACUCUACGACAUGAACUUCAGGACCGGAGGUUCUUCUGCUCCGUAUGAGGCUGACACUGUCAGAUGCUUCCCUGCCGUCUCUGUCCAGAAUGAGUCCAGCGCAGCGGUCGAGUCUGACAGCAGAGGUUACGAAGGCAGACCGGCAAUGGAGGGACAUCGUCACACCAGCAGCACCUUCGUCUUCAAGAUCAUGCUGCCGAAGGGGGAGCACGUCAGGCGGCUCAUGCUUCGUCUUCACGUUCUUGUGCGAAACAAAAAAUCGCCUGCAGGUUUGGAGCGACGACUUCGAGUGUCCUUCGUAAAAUGCGUUCCUGAAGGACAGAGGCAGACAGGAUGCCGCCGAGUGGUGGUAGCAUGGAAGGAUACGUAUCUCCACAACCACUCAUGGCUGUCCUUCAAUAUUGCCAGAGCUUUGAAGGAACUCCGAAAUCAGAACCCAGCCACACUGCAGGUGGAUGUAGAGAACAUUUUUACGACGGUGGGCAACACGGGCGAGCUUUUGGUAGACUCUUCAUUCCAGGACGUCGACCUACAGCCGAUGCUUCUUCUGUACACGUCCAAGCCGGGGGCACGGCGGCGACGUGAGAAGAGAAGCAUGACAGACGCUGAAUGGGAAGCGUUCGAAGAGGAUCUGGAGGCAGCAGACGACGAUCCGCCUGAGAUCCAAGAUCGCAACGGUCGCCGGGCGAGUAGACGAAGGAGAGCCAAAAACUCCUGCAAGAGGAAGCCUUUCAGAGUGGACUUCGCUAGCAUAGGCUGGAGUGACUGGGUCAUCGCCCCUACUGAGUAUGAGGCGUUUCAGUGCAGCGGGAAAUGCUUCUACCCGCUGGCGUCGCACCUAAGUCCUACAAAGCACGCAGUCAUCCAAACGCUUAUGCACUCCAAGAGCACCGAGCGUGCGAGGCGGGCCUGCUGCGUACCUACCACACUCGGGCCAAUCUCGCUAUUAUACAAGGAAGACGGGAUCAUCACUUUCAAGAAGGAAUAUGACGGCAUGGUCGCACUCGAGUGUGGAUGCAGAUAGCACGUUAUAAAUCCCUUAGUACUUCGCUAAUAUUAGUACACUGAGGUGAAUUUGUAUUCCUGUGUUCGAUAUAUUACCAAUUAUUUAAGGCCGUGGUAAUCGCCUUGAAAAUGAAGAAUACAAAGGUAUGGUCACUCCCGAGUUUGUACCCACUGGCACUAGGCAUUUGUCGUUCAUGUGGGUGCAGAUAGCGCGUAAUAAUCCCUUUAGUUCUCUGAUAGUAGGUAUUAGUGCGGUGAGAUGAAUGGAAGUCGUGUGGUAAAUAAUGGAAGUGCGUAACUAUCACCUUGACAAAUUAAUACGACGGAAUAUUGUCUAACUAAAAACUCUAUGAUGUGUCAUUCAUUUUUUAGGUCUGUGUUCACUGUAGACAUAGGAGCCUUCGAGUGAAUCAAAGUUCAAUUGCU